AUGUCUGAGAGCCAGCGCAAGCUGUAUGAUAAAGUCACGGACACGAGUGAAUGGCUUCGUCUGAAUGAUUAUGAAAUUGGCGAUGUUGGAGCACAAGUGGUUGCUGAGGCACUCAAAGUGAACACGACAGUGACGCACCUCAAAUUGCGUCAGAAUCAGAUUGGCGACGUUGGAGCGCGCGCGAUUGCUGAGACACUCAAAGUGAACAAGACGGUGGUCGAGGUUAUUCUGAGCUGGAAUCAGACUGGCGAUGCUGGAGCGCAAGCGAUUGCUGAGGCACUCAAAGUGAACACGACACUGUUUUCCCUCAAUUUGAGCUCGACUCAGCUUGGCGAUGCUGGAGCGCGGGCGAUUGCUGAGACACUCAAAGUGAACACGACGCUGAAAUAUCUCUAUCUGAGUCGCAAUCAAAUUGGCGAUGCUGGAGCGCAGGCGAUCGCUGAGGCUGUCAAAGUGAACACGAACCUGAUUUGGAUCCGUCUGAAUACGAAUCGGAUUGGCGAUGCAGGAGCACAAGCGAUUGCAGCAGCACUCGGAGAGAACAAGACGACGACUGAGCUGCAUCUAGCGAGAAAUUGCAUUGGCAAAGUUGGCGUUCAAGCGCUUGAUGAGGCACGCAAAGUCAACGGCAUUCUGACUACACUUGACAUCUGGGACCAGAUAAACCCGCUUGCAUUCUCCUUGCUUCCACGAUUGGCAACCUCUGAAGACUGGCAGAGCGUGUUCCACCUGCUGACAGGCCGACACGAGAAGGAGAAUCAGCCCGCACUUCUCCCUGCACUACCAGCCGAGAUUGCCGAGCUCGUUAUGGACGAAGCGGAGUACUUGCAAGGCGUGCAGCACAUUCACCAAGCGUGGGCUAAGGACCAUUAUGUUGAUUUUCUGAAACUUACAAUGCCGAGAAGCAGCAAUGGAAAUUCAAUCCGAGUGAAAGCGAUUCAAGUCCUUCGUGAACAGUACGAAGCCAAAUCGGACCCUUUCGAACAGUACGAAGCCAAAUCGGGCCGUUUCGAUCUGAUUGUUCGAGACGAGCUAGGUGCUGUUCGAUACGAAUGGGCUGCAGAAGCGCCUGUCGUCGGUUCGAACAUUCAGCUGGUGACAAUUUCGCCAACAGACCAUCCUGUCAUCCGCCAAAUGCGCGCGGGUUGGGAGGUUGAAGUUCAAUUCGGUCAGUAUUACAGUUUUGUGCGACUUGCAUGGCUUUCUGUCGGGUAUAUCGAACGACAAGACUAG
Molecule: messenger RNA, 1233 nt
Organism: Capsaspora owczarzaki ATCC 30864
Lineage: Eukaryota; Filasterea; Ministeriida; Capsasporidae
Exons: 9
Coding region: 1-1233 (410 amino acids)
Biological process (GO): nucleocytoplasmic transport; activation of GTPase activity
Cellular component (GO): cytosol; perinuclear region of cytoplasm; nucleus
Molecular function (GO): small GTPase binding; GTPase activator activity
Source: RefSeq, a predicted model, not a curated record